GCUUUCAGGGCUAGAUGGGUCAGAGAGAAUUUUAAAGAACGCAAGCCCAAGAUCUGGACCUAAAUCUUAUAAGAUUGAAUGAAGGCCCAACACAACUCCACACCGAAAAGCAUACUGAACUGGAUCUGCAACAAUGAAACCAAAGAAAAGGGGGAGAGAGACCUAAGCUGCUACUGAUCAGAAAGGAAUACAUGUAACAACAGCAGCAAAAACAAUGGCGUCGUCGUCAGCUCUUCGAGAGCUUCAGCGCGAAUUGGAGGCCAAAGCUAACGAUCUCAGCAAAAUUCAGAAAGAUAUUUCAAAGAAUCACCAAGUGAGAAAGAAGUACACUAUUCAGCUGGGCGAGAACGAGCUCGUUCUCAAGGAAUUGGAUCUCCUGAGCGAAGACGCCAAUGUUUUCAAAUUGAUCGGUCCGGUUCUUGUGAAGCAGGAUUUGGCAGAGGCUAGGGCCAAUGUGCGCAAGAGAAUCGAAUACAUCUCUGCUGAACUGAAGCGGCUUGAUGCUACUCUUCAAGAUUUGGAAGAGAAGCAAAAUAGCAAGAAAGAAACGAUGUUAAAAUUACAACAGAGGGCUCAAUCUCUCCAGGCUGGAAAAGCAAAGGCAUAAUCUGUUUUAGUAGUUGUGCUCUCUUUGUCAGAAGUAAUGUAUUCUAUGAGUUUCUGUUGACGCUUGGAUGUAGUUUCAGUUUUUUUUUUCCUUGUUUGUUCAAUAUGAUUUGUAAACCUACGAAAGAGGUCAUGCCGACACGAAAAAUUACGAGAGUUACUUAUUGAUAAAGUCAAUGUUGAGAAAUGCAGCACGGUUUAUUUUCCA
Messenger RNA from Prunus dulcis (almond), 814 nucleotides. Its product is annotated as prefoldin subunit 6-like. Bases 215 to 607 code for a protein of 130 amino acids. Gene Ontology annotation, cellular component: prefoldin complex; cytoplasm. NCBI's taxonomy places the organism in Eukaryota, Viridiplantae, Streptophyta, Magnoliopsida, Rosales, Rosaceae. The transcript is spliced from 5 exons. Gene Ontology annotation, biological process: chaperone-mediated protein complex assembly; protein folding. Gene Ontology annotation, molecular function: protein-folding chaperone binding. The record is from RefSeq and is a predicted model, not a curated record.